AUGUCCCAACUGGAAAAGAAAAGCUCCAUGAUCGAAAUCAAGGACAUUGACAACCGGUCUGUUGUUGGUUCAAUAGAACAUGACUUUGAGCUUGGAAGCGAACGAGGUGGUGUUGUAGAUAUCGAUCGUAGCGAAGCUGGUUCUUCAUUUAUGGCUUAUCUUAAUGUUGUCUGUGUUGUUGUCGGUACAGGUAUCUUGGGUCUCCCCGCUGCUUUAAAACAAGGUGGUUGGAUUGGUCUUUUGAUUUUGUUCCUGUCAUGGUUCAUGUCUGUCUACACCUCGGUUCUUUUGAUCCGUUGCCUUUACGCCAACGGUAAAACUCGUCUCACUACGUAUACCGAAAUCGCUAUUUUGGCUUUCGGCAAAGUUGGCGGUUACAUCACUUUCUUCUUCAAUGCCUGGCUUCUUUUGGGUGGACCUGUCCUUUAUUUAGUGCUUUCUGGCGCCAAUAUGAAUCAACUUUGUGCAGGUACUGUCGCUGAAAUUGGACAUAUUCAGUGGACUGUCAUCUGUGCCUGCUCUGUCGCCAUUCCUUUUAUUUUAGUCAAGAACAUGAAGGAUGUUGCCUGGAUUAGUGCUUUGGGUGUUGUUGUUAUCUUUAUCGUUGUUUUCGUCGUUUUAAUCAUGUCUGCUAUGGAGAAGCCUAAAAUGGCACCUUCUCACCAUGAUGCUGUUAUUUGGGAUAUGUUCCCUGUCGCAUUGGCUACUAUUGCGUUCUCAUUUGGUGGUAAUGUCACAUACCCUCAUGUUGAAGCUGCCAUGAAGAAACCUCAAGACUGGACCAAGGUUGCUACUUUAGGUUUAUCUACUUGUGCUGCUCUUUAUUUCAUUGUUGCCGUCAGUGGUUAUCUUGUUUAUGGUAGCGACGUUGCUAGUCCUGUUUACAACAGUCUUCCCGCAGGUGUCGGUCAAACUAUUGCCAUUGUGGUCAUUACCGUUAAUGUUUUAGUAACUGUACCUAUCUAUGCCACUUCUUUCUCUCUCGACAUCGAAAACAUGUUUGAUAUUACUGUCGAACGCUUCGGAAGAGUCAAAGAAUUCAUCAUCCGUGCUAUUGUUCGUAUUCUCACUAUGGUAGUCAUUACAGUUAUUGCUUGUACUGUACCUCAUUUCAGUACAUUGAUGUCUUUGAUUGGUGCCUUUGGUAAUUGUACUUUGGUUUUUAUUUUCCCUGUUGUUUUCUACUUAAAGAUUACCGGCAUCCGUAACAAACCUAUUUAUGAACUUGUAUGGUGCUUCUUGAUUUUCCUCCUUGGUCUUGUUGGCUUGAUCUUUGGUACUAUGGAAGCAAUCAAGGAAUUAAUUAAUGAUUAUGGAGCUUAA
Molecule: messenger RNA, 1323 nt
Organism: Mucor mucedo
Lineage: Eukaryota; Fungi; Mucoromycota; Mucoromycetes; Mucorales; Mucoraceae
Product: transmembrane amino acid transporter protein-domain-containing protein
Exons: 2
Coding region: 1-1323 (440 amino acids)
Biological process (GO): amino acid transmembrane transport
Cellular component (GO): vacuolar membrane
Molecular function (GO): amino acid transmembrane transporter activity
Source: RefSeq, a predicted model, not a curated record